AUGGAGUAUUCAGAAAAAUCAGAAAGAUCUAAUAACAUCUCUUUACGUAUUCCAUUGGCCAUUAAAGAAGAAAUAUUUGAUGAGGAUAUACCUGACAGAAGUAUCUCUUAUCACACUAUUCAACUCAUCACACCUAUCAAUUCUCAAAAGGAAUUUGCUCAAAGGGAUCUGAAACAUGUUUUUUCUGUAAUAAACCUGAUCUAUUAUUUGAACUUGAUGGAGCUAAUCUCGAAUUAG
Funneliformis mosseae is the source of this 237-nucleotide messenger RNA. The record is from the annotation of a GenBank genome assembly. NCBI's taxonomy places the organism in Eukaryota, Fungi, Glomeromycota, Glomeromycetes, Glomerales, Glomeraceae.